ACACGGAACCCGGAACAACUGAGCCAUGGCAGUCUUCACCCAUCUCCAGCUGGUGUUUGUGGCCGUCCUGAUGCUGUCAUCUCAGCUAGACUUUGCCAAAGCCGCUGUUGUGCUGUCUGGUUUAAAAGGCAGUAACCUCCCUGGUGAUGCUUUGGGAAACAAACCAGACCCAUACGUCAAGAUUUGGUGCGGUAGCUCUUCUGUGGUGACGGGCUAUUUCAAAAACAACGCUAAUCCUUCUUGGGAUGCAGAGUACUACCUCUCAGGCUGUGUUUCCCGUAACACUAUAAGGCUGGAGGUGUGGGACAAAGACGCGAAGUAUGACGAUCGCAUUGGCUCGUAUAGUGGAACCGUGGCAUCAGGAACUAACAAUAAGGUUUCUUUCUCUGUGGGCAAAGGAACUAUGAGUUUCAAGUAUGAUGUGAAAUAAAUCUGUUCCACAUUUGUAAGGGUGUUCGGUGGAAAUAAAAUUGAACAGCAUACACUAUGACCUGUGUAUUUUGACUUGUGAGAUGUUAUUUCAAAUGUACCAGCUGCUGACUUUGCUUUAAAAAUAUAUAUGUAUUUUAUUCUAAUAAAAUAAGACAAA
Molecule: messenger RNA, 589 nt
Organism: Danio rerio (zebrafish)
Lineage: Eukaryota; Metazoa; Chordata; Actinopteri; Cypriniformes; Danionidae
Source: RefSeq, marked predicted